AUGGCUGCAACUUCACGAGCUGCAAGAUCCUUUUUGUUUCGAGCUUCAAGAUCAAUAUUGCCUGCACUGGCAGCUUCGAGCCGAGCGACUUGCAUUUCCCCAGCCUUCACUCGUACAAACUUGAGCCCUGCCGGCUCGCUGUUGAUGAGGCAUUUGUCAACGAUGAAGGCCCUCGUCUACGACGGUUCAAACUCAGUGUCAUUGAAGGAUAAACCUCUCCCCACUAUCUCGAAGCCAACCGAUGUCAUAGUCAAAGUCACAAAGACAACCAUUUGCGGCACUGACCUCCACAUUCGCAAGGGCGACGUAGCGACAUGCCAGCCAGGCACCACGUUGGGUCACGAAGGUGUAGGUAUCAUCCACUCAGCGGGAGCUUCGGUCACAAGAUUCAAGGAAGGAGACCGAGUCCUCAUCUCAUGCAUCUCCAGCUGCGCUACGUGUGAGUACUGCCGCCGGGGCAUGUACAGUCAUUGCACGUCCGGUGGGUGGAUCCUCGGGAAUACCAUUGACGGCACCCAGGCCGAAUAUGUCCGCAUUCCCCACGCCGAAUCCAAUCUUCACCCGAUCCCGGACGGCGCCGAUGACUCCUCACUGGUGAUGUUAAGCGACAUCUUCCCGACAGGACUCGAAUGUGGUGUGCUGAAUGGGAAGGUACAGCCGGGCGGUACCGUCGCUAUUGUCGGCUCAGGUCCGAUCGGUCUGGCGGCUAUUAUCACGGCUCAGAUGUACUCCCCGUCUCAAAUCAUUGCCAUCGAUAUGGAUCCCAAGCGACUUGAUGUUGCAAGGCAAUUUGGCGCAACCGAGACUAUUGAUAGCUCCAAGGCAGAUGCUGCAGCCAAAGUCAAAGAGUUGACGGAGGGCAAGGGCGCUGACUCGGUCAUUGAAGCGGUGGGAAUUCCCGCCACCUUUGAUCUCUGUCAGAGCCUGCUCGCACCUGGUGGUGUUCUAGCGAAUGUGGGAGUUCAUGGAACAAAGGUUGACCUUCACCUCCAAAAUCUUUGGGACAAGAAUAUCUCAAUCACCACUAGACUUGUGGACACAACAACGACACCAAUGCUUUUGAAGCUUGUACAGUCUGGCAAAUUGCAACCCUCGCAACUUAUUACUCACCACUUCAAGCUUGGUGACAUGGAGAAGGCAUAUGAUACCUUCGGAGAAGCGUCUAAACAUGGUGCUUUGAAGGUUGUGAUUGAUGUGGAUUGA
Molecule: messenger RNA, 1203 nt
Organism: Colletotrichum tamarilloi
Lineage: Eukaryota; Fungi; Ascomycota; Sordariomycetes; Glomerellales; Glomerellaceae
Product: alcohol dehydrogenase GroES domain-containing protein
Exons: 3
Coding region: 1-1203 (400 amino acids)
Molecular function (GO): zinc ion binding; oxidoreductase activity
Source: RefSeq, a predicted model, not a curated record